GAUUAUUUGUGAUUUUAGCAUGGUAGACUAAAGUACAACGUCGCUCGCACGCACGUUCGCUCGUUUGCUAGCUUGUUUCGUCGUAGUCUCGUCUUUGAAGCAAGCAACCAAAAAUUUUUGCGUAAAGCACUCACUAUUAGUAGCUCGACACAUAAGCCUAGCUGGCCGUCAGUAUAGUAUGACAACGCGUGUAUAUUCUUCAUUAAAAAAAACGCGCGUACGUGAUUCUUUCUAUUAAAUAGCAACGCUACAAAAAACAUAAAAAUAAAAUAUUUUGCCGAAAAAUAUUUAUUCAAAGGAAGUAAGCAAGUAAAGUGUAGCAAAUGAGAAGAAAUACAAAAAUGAGAAAAGCAAAAAAUCGGGCAUUUGGAAAAAGAUAUUUGAGAAAAAAUGUGAGUUGAAAAUUGUUGAUGAAAAUAACAGUUGAAAAGUGUGUAAAUGAAAUUAACUUUUUGGAAAGAAUAAAAUAAAUUGUGUCUGGUGUGACUGAAAGUGGGGUUUUGGAAAAACCAAGUGAAUUUUAAUACAAAAACAUUGAAAAGAUUUGAACAAAUUUACCGCUCGCAAAACGAAACCAGUAUAUGCGUGAUGUGAAAACAAGCAUACCAGUGACAGCAACGAACUUUGUAUGGAAUUUUGUGUGACUACCAAUAUUUAAGUAUUACCACAAGAAACUAGUGCAAUUUGUUAUUUCUUCAUCGACAGAAUUCCCACUUACUUAGAUGCAACAAAAAACGCGCGCACUCUUCGCCAAGCAAUUAUAAAUUAAGAAGUAAACCAAAGUCAAGUGUAACAAGCAAGCAAUAAAUCAGCAGCAAUGCAACUCUAAUACGUGCAGCAGAAAUUCCAAUUGCAGCAUCUCAACAAUAAUCACAACAAUCGGAUUUCCGCAUAGAGGUGUAAACAAAGCGGCAACAAGAAGCAGAUAGACGACCCAGCAAGUAAUUUCUGUGGUAAAUAAGCGCGCAAAACCACGCACAAGUGCAGCAGCGCAGCAGCAAUAAUAACAACAACAGCAACCGCAACUAGAACGGCGCAAGUAAAGCCGCAGCACCGCCAAUAAACAAGUGUAAUAAAACAGUACGCGCCAUAAGUAGGCAUACGCACACUUGUCAGCAGAGCAGGAGCAGCAUACAUCAUUAUAGUGAAAGAGGCAUGCAACUCGGGCCUAGAAUAGCAAGAAGAAGCAGCAGCAGAUGUGAAAUGCAUUGACAAACAAAAGAAAGCAAGUGCAAGAACAAACACACAAACGGUGAUAAUUGCCAAUAGCAACAACUUUAGUGGACAAUUAAGACAGAUAGCACAACAAAAGCAACAAAAAGUAUUAUUAGAAACACUUAUACAAAAACAAAAGAAACAAAAAGAAUUUGUGACUGCAGGAAGAAGCCACAGUUCCCACAAAUCUAUGCAAAUUAACAAUUUAUGAUUUCUUGGGGAAAAGCAACAACAUCAAGUAGCAAGAAGCCACAGUAGCAGCUGGAGAAGCAACAGGAUUGCAUCAACAUUUCUAAGGAGCAGUGGCAUAGAGAUUUUUAUUAUUUUAUAACAAUAAUGUGCACUGAGAUUAAUUCAGCAAUGGGUCUUCAAGCUACAGCCGCUACCAAGCGGAAACACGAGAUAACAUUCGAUGCCAAGGAUGCCAAUACAUAUACCAACAGUCCGCCUCCCAUCAAGACAAGCAAAUGGUCAAUUAAUAACAACAACUACAUCGAAGCCAUUGAGGAACAGCAAUUGAAUGGCAACAACAUUAAAGAUGCAUCCGCCAAUUUGCGGGCGUUAACGCCCGGCUCAACAGAAGCCACUAAAGGCCUAACAGUGAAUAACAACAAUAUAAAUAGUAGUAGUAUCAGCAGCACUAAUGGGCUCCUUAAUAGUAUUAGCAAUGGUAAAGAAGUUACUAAAAACGCCGAACACACCACACCUCACUCAAGUACCCCUUCAGCGUCCCCCUCUAUAUUGGGCACGACAACAGCGUUGCCACUAAUGGUCGCAUCGUUGUUGCCUAUGGCCAGUGAGAUGGCCGCCAUAACACCAUUGCCUCCAACCUCCACCACUCCCGUCCCAGAAGACAGUAUUGCCAAGUUGGAGGAGGUUGCCGCCGUACCCUGCUGCGAGCCAUGGACUAACGUUGCCACGGAACCGGUCGACUGCAUUUCCAAACUGCAAGCUGUCGCAGUACCAAGCGAUCCUUGGGGCAGUAUUGCGACGCGCUCUACACUGGCGACAACGCUGCUCAGUGCAGAUGAGUUGGACGAUGAUGACGAUGAUUUCGAGGAUGACUACGAGGAGGAAGAGAGUAUAAUACCCACAUACUGCCCUUUGCGUUAUAAUUCAUUUCCGCCACCUCCUACAACACCCACCGCAUCACCACAUCAACAACAGCGACUCGGCAGCUAUGCGCCCGCUCCGCACGGUUACGGCUCGCGCCCCAACUACUAUUCAGAGCCAUACCCACAGCAGAACUGUUCGCGCACUGGCAGCCCGCAGCAUAUGCGCAUGGCUGCCGGCAAUGGUUUUACGCAAUGGCAAAGCACCGGCGGCCCUGUUAGUGGCGGCCAACAAUUUUAUGUGCCACCCGAGGCAGUGUACCCGCUACCCCAGCAGCAGCCACCGCAACCACCACAGCAACAGCAGACAAUACGCUGCGCUGAGAAUGGAAAAUCGUAUUUAGAACUGGGGUGCAGUAGUCCGGCGCCCAAUGUGAGCAGCAUUAAUACCGCCGCCGUCGUGCCACCACCAACUUUCGGCAAUCUGCAUGUGGCUGCCGCUACUCUCGACGCACGGCAUCCACUAAAACGCUGCUGCGACGGCCGCGGCACAUGGUGCAACACAAAUAAGAAUUGCUACAAGGAACUACGGCUUAAGAUACGCAACCUGUCCAUGUUCAAGUUGUCGCGCUUCCGACAAGUAUCUGAGCAAUCGCUUUACCGUUCGGUGCUCAUCUGCAAUACAUUGAAGCGCAUCGAUCGCGAAAUCGAAACUGAAGCUAAAGAGAUGCAUCAAGCAGCGGCACAGGCUGCUGCCGCUCAACAGCAUCAGUACCAUCAGCAUCUACAUCCGCCUCAUCAUUUGCAGCAUCAUUUGGUGGGUCCACAACAGCCACCUCAACAGUUGUUGGUCCCACAACAGCCGCACACGAUGUUGCACCAGCAACACCAGGACUAUGCACCACCAGUGAUGAACUGCGCGCGUCUGUCCAACAUGGAUUAUCAGGUGCAACAUCAGCCGUCAACACUGCUACAACAGCAACCACCGCAGCAUUUUUCCCAACAUGUACCGCACUACCAAAAUCAGCCAGAACGCCUCGACACGCCACCGCCAUACUUGAGCGCACAACCACAACAACUGCAAAAGCUCGGCGCCGGCUUCCCAAUAAAUAAUAGUCUCAGUAGUAUUAAUAUGAACAAUUGUGAUUCUACGUCGUUAGCGGCGUCAUCUGCAACCGCGUCAUUGCUUCCUUAUGAUCACUAUCCCUUCCGGGAAUCACAGUCUGGCCGUGCAACGCCAUUUCCCUGCCAACCAGUAAUGCCGCCCGCACCGCCAUCGCCCACACAAACGCCAUCAACGACGCAAACGCAGUUGCUCCCAGUUACCACAACGAUGAGCGCGCCUAGUUCAGCCGCGACGCCAACGCACAACAUAACAACCACAGCGGUGCCAACAAACGCGUCUAGCAGUGUAAUAACAACACCUCUUGCGACCACAACAACAUCCAUUAGUACCACAGACAGCAGUGAUUCCGGUUACGCGGACGAAGACUCCACACGUUCAAUCAACUGGAGUUCGGUACUCAGUUUAUCGUCCCAAUCCGCGCUAGAUCCACUCAACAAUAACGACCUCUUCGCCAUAUUACCGCCUGCGUUAUCGAUAACAAACCCAGCCACCGCCACGCCUGUACCAGUCACAGCCGCCACAACAACAAGCGUCAGCGCGACGGAUAGCACAAUGCAAACGCCUGCUGUCGCCAUCAGCGGCACCUUCACCACCGUGCAAUCAACAUCCGCCUCCAGUACUAGCACAAGUGCAUUAGCCUCAAGCAGUAGCAGCAGCACAGCAUUCAAUACAUGUACCUCUUCCUCGACGGCAACCUUCACAACGCUCUCGACUAUCUCAUCGGCGACGCAUUCGCUCACCUCAUCGUAUGUGAGUAGCAUAAGCGCCAAUGCAGCAGCAGCCUCAGCAUCCUCAACAUGGGAAUACGGAUUUCUCGAUAUGGAAUUCGGUUUGGGUUCCGAAUUCACCGAAUUGGUGCCCAGCUGCAAGUUAAGCUCUGACGAACUCUUCAAGAGCAGUUUAACGCCAGUAGUGGCGGCGUCACGUUACUCCUCCGUGCACGAUAACGAGCUGGAACAACCGGCACACAUCAUGGUCGGUAGUUAGUAUCAAUUGUAAGGUAGCAGAACGAUGCAGGAGACGUGGUGCCGUACGCUGUACUACUGCGACGGCGGAACGUACUGCAACGCCAAUAGGUGGCCUUGCUGGUGUUUAUGACUGCUAAUGGCGCCAAGCGCAUGGUGCGCAUGGAGCGCAUGGGAUACAUGGUGGCAACAUCAGCGUUGAGCAAUGGAACAUUGCAAGCAGCGGAAACACAACAGCCGACUAUGUUUAACUGUAUAUACAUAUGUAGAUGAGUUCCGUUUUGGAAUGAAGAAAUCGCUUUGAACGAUUCGUUUCAAAUUCUUUGUAUUGCAAAAAUUUUAGUUAAAACUAAAUAAGUUCGCUUAAGUGUAAAAUGCUCAGGUUGUGAACUUUUCGUUUCGGAACUGUAUGGAAAUUGUGUGUGCAACAAAUGGAGAGCAAGAAAGCGGCUGGGACGCAUAGUUCGAAAGAAAUUGUCACUUGCUUUGGCUGUAAGAAAAUGUACUUAUUGAUGAAAUACAAAUACUUAAGCUUAGGUUUAAUAAGGGCUUACGAAAAUGUAGAACUCAAAUAUUUCUAAUUUGCAAUGGUUUCGAAAAUAGUUUUGGAUGUACAACAACUAUUAGAUUUACAAAUAUUGAGAAUAUCAUCGAAUGUUAGCAUUUUUCCGAUACAACAAUAGUAGUUUUUGUACUCGAUUUAGUUUUAAACUACG
Molecule: messenger RNA, 5074 nt
Organism: Anastrepha obliqua
Lineage: Eukaryota; Metazoa; Arthropoda; Insecta; Diptera; Tephritidae
Gene: tara
Exons: 2
Coding region: 1552-4380 (942 amino acids)
Cellular component (GO): nucleus
Molecular function (GO): transcription regulator activity
Source: RefSeq, a predicted model, not a curated record